Messenger RNA from Rubroshorea leprosula, 913 nucleotides. NCBI's taxonomy places the organism in Eukaryota, Viridiplantae, Streptophyta, Magnoliopsida, Malvales, Dipterocarpaceae. The record is from the annotation of a GenBank genome assembly.
UGGCAAUUUUUUACCCAACCCGUUAACCCGCCCAUUACCCGCCCGUUUAAAACGGGUCUAACCCCAAAUUGAUCCCUAACGGCUAACGAUGUCGAUUUCUUUCAAUCUCGCAUGUUCUGUCUUCAUUCUAAAUCUAUCCAUCCCGGAGUUUUGUCUUCCCUCCGCUGCUGUGCCCAAUGAAUUUAUGUCGUUAGAAACCUCCAGCCGCCUCCCUUUUCUCCCCGAAUUUCGUUGCUGCAGUCUAAUAUUCAUGAGCCACCAUUUUCAGGUCGCCGCAUUAAGUCUCUGUCCACAGCUAUCUUACCCACGCUAUUCUGCUGUCCGUAUAGUUAUUACAGUCGUAAUCCCAUCUCAUCUAAACUCUAUGGUCUUUGUAUGCGCUGUUGAUAUGCUCUUCUGAUGCUAGAUUCUUGAAGUAUCAGUGCUUGUAUCUGUAGAUGGUCUGGGUUUGUCGUGUUUUUGCCUUUUUGGAUUUGAAGUCGAUGUGAGCAUAUCUCUCUUGAUAGCUGGCAGAGAAUAAGGUGUGUUUUCGCUCUAAUUUGUAUUUAGUGUUUUCGAUUGACUUUUGGAUCCUUUUUUGUGCUGAUUUGAACGAAUUUUAACUAAGUUGGAGCCGAUUUAUUGGAGAUAUUGCAAUGAGUUUACUGGGUUUGUUAUGUCAAGUAUAGUAAUUUGUUUCUGAUUUCUUAUCUGGAUUUGGAGAUGUGAGAUAAUUAUUGAAGUAAUGGUGAAAUUUUAUGUGUUUCUUGCGAUUGCUUUUCAGUGUUUGGAAUGGGGAUCACUAUUCACUGAUUGUGAAUUUGGAGGACAGUGAAACCCUAGGAUUUUGCUUUUGGGUUUUGGUGCAUUACUUUACCAUUGAUGACUUUGGAAAAUGGCUGUCGUUUAUAUUUAAUAUAAUGGAAUGAUUUGU